UUUCCCUUCUCAUUUUUUCUACAGGUAAAAUUUCCUCCUCAAGAAAAAACAGCCAGCCUUCAGGGAAUUAAGAAAAACAAUAAGCCUUAUUUUCGACGUUAGUCUUAAAUUGCACACUAAUGAAAUCGAUUUUGUAUAAUAUUACAAAAAUUUUCCCAAUUCAGCCGCAAGCAUUUUCAUUUAAAUUUCUCUGAAACUAUGCUUGUAUAGACAACUCUAUUGAUAGUUACCAAAUUGGAUGUAAAAAAUUGUUCAUGUUCAAAUUUUUGAAGUAUCUUCUUUGAUCAGUGGUUCCAACAUUGCUUUGACAAACCGAUUGCCUUUUAUUAGCUUUUUAUUUGCUUGCUUAUCACUUGUUUAACGGUGCAUACCUCAUCGGCAAAAACUUCUACAGAUAGUUUUUUUUUGCAUCGUUUUUUAAUUAUCGCGAGGUUGAUGCAUACGCAACACCUACAAAUGUCCUAAAAAAUCCGUUGGUUAAAUAUUCGCUCUAUUUUUGGCCUAUUUUUUUUAUCUACCCUUUGGUAAGAAAAUGUGGGAUGAAAAAAAGGAUACCCAGCUACCCAGCCUCAUAUCCGUCUCAGGUGUUCUGCACAGAAAUUAAUUUUUCCUUGUAUAGAUUCUAAAAUACAUACAAACUUAUGCAUAUUACUGAAAAACUACAAGAGCCGCUCGCUAAAAGCUAAGCUAUAAUUACUUCUCUUUUUUCGCAAAGUUUAAAUUUUUCAGUCUUAAAAAGUGCCUCUUAUCGUUACCGCGCCUCCCCUGAGAGUUUAUUAACUAAAAAAAUGUAGUUACUUUUUAUUCAGCAAUUUACUUCAAAAAAUUUACAUCUUGAGCAAUUUAAAAUAAAUGACUGCAACCAACUUGGUUCAUACAUAUUGUAUUUUGAUAUCCCUAGGGGUGUAAGUUAGUUAGUUUUCAGUUGUUUAGUAAAUUAAAUAUUACUUCUUAGAACAAGAUUCAGGUCAUAAAAAACCAAAACCAGGGUUUGUUGGUUCUGUAUUGCAUCUAUUUUACCCACUUAAGUUACAAUUUAAUAAAUUUUUUUUCUAGUUAAUUUACAUUACAAUGAUCCAACGAAACAUUCGGCGGCUUUUCGCCUAACUGAUUUUUUCUAACGGAUUUUAGUUGUCGUCUGAGCCAAGGCUAUAAUAAUUAUAAAACUGUUCGUUUCUUCAUCUAUCAAAUAAGUGCUUAGGUAUCCGGAUCUUAAGCCCUUUUCUUAUGAAUAAACAAUACUUCCGACAACCUUAUAUCUUAACAACUUUAAGAAACGAGUUCUUUUUUAGAUUACUAAAACCGGUGACAAAAUUAGAGUAUUCAGAUCAUUCCAGUUCACAGCUAAGUUUGAGAUCCUAUUUAGUCGUGUUAUCAACCAUCUGGAUCUUUGGUUAUUGAACGAAGUUUGGUGCCGACUACCAGAUAACUCUGGAGUAUUCUAGUUAAUCUUCAAUUUCUUCUCUUCUCUUCUCUCUCACUUUUGUGAAACUUUAAGUGAAGUUGAUUUUGAAUUUAUCACGUCCAGUCAUGGUCGCUUAAAAAAUUUUACGAAGGAUCAAAAGGUUCGAAUUUCAUUUACCCUAAACACUAAUUCAUUUGAUCGGGUUCAAAGAAAUAACUGCCAUAAACUGGACACUUGAACAAAAAAACAAAUACUUUUAAGUAUCGCAAUCAUACCAAAUAAAACCCUCAAACUGACUAUUAUCAAUUAUCAAACGUUUAUAUUCAAGUUUGAAACGAAGAUCUAUCGAAUGCAUCUAAAAUCUGCGCCUUCAAAAUCUGCUGAUUUUCAAAAUCUGCCGACGAAGAAUUUCAUCUUUGACAAUCACAAUUGAAAAAAAUGUCCUAUCCAGCGGUUCAAAAUCAAUUUUAUGAAUCGAAAACCUUCUCACGCUAGUCUUAUUUGAUCAUAACUUUGAAAAGAAGGAACAAUCUUUUGCCGACAGACCGAGCCUUUCUAUUCGCCUUAACAGCAAAGAACUGGAGUGAAUGUUCGGGAUGAUUUCGGAAGUGUUAGCUCGUAUAGCCAGUGUGAGUGUGGGCGGUGAUGGAGGGGGAGGGGGUUUGGACAGCGACUGUGCGGACAGACUCAACUUCAAAUACUCAUGUCUUCUUCUCAUGAGUCUAGGAGCACUUGUCACCACCAGACAGUUCGUAGGCGAGUCUAUUGUGUGUUGGUCGCCGAACAACUUCAACCAGCAGUGGAUCAAGUACAGCGAUGCAUUCUGCUGGGUGUCGAACACCUUCAAUGCCCCCCUCGACACCCACCACGCCCCCCACCUGGACAAGUAUGAGGCAGUGGAGCUGCACUACUACCAAUGGGUGCCACUCAUCUUAUUCCUCAUGGCGCUAACUUUCCUGUUUCCUCACCUCCUGUGGAGAACAGUCUAUCUGUAUGCUGGUCUGGACUUGGAACAGAUAGCACUGCAUGCGACCAGUUUCCACAUCCAGAUAGACGAACUAGCAUGGCACACUUUGAUCACUCGUCUGGCCAGACACAUCGACAGAUAUUUAGAGCUGCAGAAGUGUGUGGGGGAGGGGGAGGGUGGUUGUUGGGAGAGAGUGCGGGCAGUGCUGACUGGUCGGUGCUGUGUGUUGUCUGUGAGUAGACACUUUGGCAACUUCCUCUCCUUCAUCUACCCUGCAGUCAAGACACUCUAUCUACUAAAUGUAGUCGGUCAGAUGUACCUACUCUCACUAUGGCUAGGCGAGGAGUACAGAUGGUACGGGAUAGACGUGUUGUUCAGCAUGGGAUUGGAGGGCAAGCGUCUGUCUGACGUCACCAGUCUCUUCCCCAGAGUCACGUGGUGCAAGGUGCAGGAGAGGGGAAAAGAGAGCAUACUAGUGCACAACAUGAACUGUGUUCUUCCGAUUAAUCUCUUCAACGAGAUGGUAUUCCUCGUGGUGUGGUUCUGGCUGGCAUUUGUGUUCGGGGUGACCAGUUUGAGUCUGGCCAGAUGGUUCCUCAACUGCAGCUACAUGGGCGACGAGUAUGUCCGCAAACACCUCAAGUUCAGCAACAAACUGCAGACGGCCGAAGACAAGAAACUCCUUCGACGCUUCCUCCACGGCUACCUCAAACAGGACGGGGUCUUCAUCAUCCGCAUGCUCAGUCGGAACACCUCCUCCAUUUUCGUCUCUGACCUCCUGUCCGAAAUGUUUGAACUCCACCGAGUGAAAAGUACCGAACAGAGGCGACAACAAAGACUGCAUAGAGCCACACAACAAACCACGAAUCCUCCGAUACCUUCUCACGAGCCAACUCCAUCACACCUCCUUCAGAUCCAGGAGCCGCCUGUUCACAGUACCCUGGAGAGUUACCAAAGCGACGAGAACCUCCUACUCAAAGUAUCGGAACCUCCGAGCUCAAACAAUACAAAUAGUCAACCAGCUCCUAUUUUGCCUCCCAGAAGUGUUGCAGGUUCGACCAUUUCCAAUCAAGGCACUUGUGGUGAUAUUCGUCCUAUGCCACCCCCCUUAUACCAGAGGUUCGCUACAAACUUAGAAGUGGUUUCAACGCGCAGCUGUGAUACCAUUUGUGAUAAGAAAAAGUGAAAUUCAAUAAACAUUUUCCUUGCCUUGUUUUAGCACAAGUAAUAAUAACGCUUUGCAACAAUAUUUGUUCAGAGUUUAAACUGUUGAUGCCAAUUUGAUAAUAAAUCAUGUUAUGUUAAAUCAUCAAUUUGAAAUUUAAACUUUUUUUAGGAUCAA
This is a messenger RNA of Symsagittifera roscoffensis, 3714 nucleotides long. Its product is annotated as innexin unc-9-like. The coding region runs from base 1993 to 3558 and encodes 521 amino acids. Lineage: Eukaryota; Metazoa; Xenacoelomorpha; Acoela; Convolutidae. The transcript has 9 exons. The record is from RefSeq and is a predicted model, not a curated record.